AUGGGCGAUACAGAGGUAGAAGUACGUCUCAAUGAGCCGAAUGAUGCGAAUGUAGGCAAUGCUGCUCCUCCUGCUAACGGGGGUCCUGACUACAACGACGAUGUAAACGUUGAAACCGAAGAAGAAGGAAUUGCAGGACCCAUGCCUCUUCAAAUGCUUGAAGGAAACGGAAUCACGUCUACUGAUAUUAAGAAAAUCCAUGACUCAGGCUACUAUACGGUAGAAUCGAUUGCUUACACUCCCAAGCGACAAUUGCUUUUGAUCAAAGGUAUUUCCGAAGCUAAGGCCGACAAACUGCUAGGUGAAGCUAGUAAGCUUGUUCCCAUGGGAUUUACGACAGCAACGGAAUAUCAUAUUCGAAGAAGCGAGUUAAUCACUAUUACAACGGGAUCCAAGCAAUUGGACACCCUCUUACAAGGUGGAGUUGAAACAGGUAGCAUUACUGAAUUAUUCGGUGAAUUUCGUACUGGUAAAAGUCAAAUCUGUCAUACUUUAGCCGUUACUUGCCAAUUGCCAAUUGAUAUGGGUGGUGGAGAAGGAAAGUGUUUGUAUAUCGAUACGGAAGGUACAUUUCGUCCUGUCCGCCUUUUGGCCGUUGCUGAUCGAUAUGGAUUGAAUGGCGAAGAAGUCUUAGACAAUGUUGCUUAUGCUCGUGCAUACAACGCCGAUCACCAGCUUGAAUUAUUGCAGCAAGCAGCCAAUAUGAUGUCAGAAUCACGGUUUUCGAUGCUCGUCGUGGAUAGUUGUACUGCUUUGUAUCGUACGGAUUUUUCUGGCCGUGGUGAGUUGUCUGCUCGUCAAAUGCACCUUGCUCGUUUUAUGCGUACACUUCAACGAUUAGCAGAUGAGUUUGGGAUUGCCGUUGUGAUUACCAACCAAGUAGUGGCCCAAGUCGAUGGCAUCUCUUUCAACCCCGAUCCCAAAAAGCCUAUUGGUGGUAAUAUCCUUGCCCACUCGAGUACGACUCGUCUUUCCUUGCGGAAAGGACGUGGUGAGCAAAGAAUAUGUAAAAUUUACGACAGUCCAUGCCUUCCUGAAAGCGAAGCCAUUUUUGCCAUCAAUUCAGACGGUGUUGGCGAUCCCAAAGAAAUUCUUGCUCCCAUUUAA
Molecule: messenger RNA, 1107 nt
Organism: Schizosaccharomyces osmophilus
Lineage: Eukaryota; Fungi; Ascomycota; Schizosaccharomycetes; Schizosaccharomycetales; Schizosaccharomycetaceae
Gene: rad51
Product: RecA family recombinase Rad51/Rhp51
Exons: 1
Coding region: 1-1107 (368 amino acids)
Biological process (GO): reciprocal meiotic recombination; DNA strand invasion; DNA recombinase assembly
Cellular component (GO): condensed nuclear chromosome
Molecular function (GO): single-stranded DNA binding; ATP binding; ATP hydrolysis activity
Source: RefSeq, a predicted model, not a curated record